CUGAGCCGCGUCCACGUGAAUUCAGUCUCGCUGUAACAAUGUCAACAAACCCAGAAAUUCUUAAUGGAUCAGAGGACGAGGAGUUCCAAAGCUUUGUGGCGCUACAUGCCGGAGCCCUGCAGUCCUCAGGGAUCCCCCAGAUCUACUGGAGGAGCCUCCAUCACAAAAUCACCAACGAGAUUUAUGACGCUGGUGAGGUUUUUGGAAUAAUGCAGUACCAAGAAGGGGAGGCGGAGGAGGAAGAGGAGGAAAAUGGAGAGAGUGAAAAAAAGACCAACAACCCUGGACCUGUGAUCAGGUCCAAAGUGGUUGUGACCCGAGAGAGUGGACUGCAAGCCUCAGAGCCGGACAGUGUUUUCCUGGUGGAUCACGCAUGGACCUACCGUGUGGAACAUGCCCGGCAGCAGCUGGAGGAGAUCCCUGGUCUGUUAUCAAGAAUGGCCGCCCUCAUGGGAGUAGACUUCCACGGUGAGGCCCCCGAUCCGGACACAGUGGAACUGGUGAUGGAGUGCAUGUGGAAGUACAACCAGACUUAUCACCUGUCGCAGGGGUCAGCGGAGGAGAAGGUUCCCGUGUGGUACAUCAUGGAUGAGUUUGGCUCCCAGAUGCAGCACUCUGACCAGCCCAGCUGCAGCAUGGCUCCCUUCUUCUACAUACAGGGCCAGCUGGCCUAUUCUGUGCUCUGGCCUCUGCAGGACCUGCAGGAAGGAGAGGAAGUUACCCGUGAUUAUACAUACGGAGAGACAAACCCGCUGGUGAGGAAGUGCCGUCUGUUACCAUGGAUGCCUGCUGAUCUAGAAGGUGUUAGCAGUGUCACUGCAGAGCCCCCGGACGCGUACUACGAGACAAUUGCACGAGAGAACAGGGAGCAGCUUCCUGUCGAAAUCCAACCCUACAUUGUUCCAGAGGACAAGAUCCUCAAGGUUUACUGUGAAAUGUUACAAGUAACGAACAACCUGACACACCCUCGGUUUCAGCUGACUGAGGUAGAGGAGGAGGCGGAUAUCAUUUGGGGCUAUAAUCACAUUAAAGACUACAGGAAACUCAGCGAGGAGCGUCCUCAUGUCAUGCUAAACCAGUUUCCCUGUGAGAGUAUUGUAACUGUGAAGGACUGUCUGGCUGCAGUGGCCCGCAGGUUAAAAGGUGGCCCAGCUCCAGACUGGCUACCAGAGACCUUCAACCUGCAGACUGAGCUGCCACAGUUUGUCAAGCAUUACCAACUGAGACAGCAAAGGGGUGAAGAUAACCACUGGAUCUGUAAGCCCUGGAAUUUGGCCCGUGGACUGGACACGCAUAUCACCAACAAUCUGGACUACAUAAUCCGACAGAGAGAGAGCACGCCUAAGGUGGUGUGCAAGUACAUUGAAGACCCAGUACUGUUCAACAGGGAGGAAGUGGGAAUGGUGAAGUUCGACAUUCGCUACAUGUUGAUGUUGCGCUCUGUGCAGCCUCUGCGUCUGUACGCCUAUAACGUGUUCUGGCUGCGCUUCGCUAACAGACCAUUUUCUUUGGACCAUUUUGAUGAUUACCAAAAACACUUUACUGUCAUGAACUAUGCAGAUGGCGUGGACCUAAAACAGGUGCACUACGAUGAGUUCAUCCCCAUGUUUGAGAAGCAGUAUCCACAGUAUCCGUGGAAAGAGGUGGAAACAGAGUUGUUUAAAGCCUUCAAGGAGCUCUUCCAAGCAGCCUCUUCUCGACCGGCUCCGUAUGGUAUUAGCUCUUAUCCAUCAUCCAGGGCAAUCUAUGCUGUGGACCUCAUGUUGAAGUGGAAAACGGAGCAGAACGGUGAGCGGGUCAUGCAGCCUCAAAUCCUGGAGUUGAACUUUAGCCCAGACUGUGCUCGGGCCUGCCUCUACCACCCAUCCUUCUACAACCACAUGUUCCAGACGCUGUUCCUGGACCAGACCGAGGACUGUCCGGUCACACAGAUCAUAUGAUGAUCAAGCCAAAAGCAAUUUCUGUUUUCUUUCGGGGUUUUUUUUUUUUUUUUCGUUUUUUUUUCCUCCCUGCUGUUCAGUCCUUAACUGUGUCAUCCGUUGGUCAUUUAAUUUCUUGGUUAUAUCAAUUCUGAGACUCCAGAACUGAGGCCCGGUCGCCUGCUCUAAAUUUGUUGUUAUUUUUGGCUCCAAACUAGAUUAAUAAAUUAAUUAAUGAAUGAAGAAAGGAUGCUAAUAUACUAGCACACAAAAUCUUUGUCAAGGGAAGCUGGUGUGGAGCCGCUCUGUUGGGAACUGAUGAUGCUCCCGCAGACAUCUGCUGGGCCUAUCAUAUGGUUUGGGCAGAUUGCAUGGACAGAAGAGUAAAACUGCUGUAGUCACAUACACGUGUGUCUGUUGAUGCUAUUAACAGAAUACUAACUUUGAAAGAUGAACAGUUAACACCAGUGAAGGCAUUUGAUGAGAAUGCCUUAAUGUCAAAUUCAUAAUUUUUCUGACUGGUUGUAGGACUAUUGAUAGAGAAAUUUCAUAUACCUAUAUACAUAUACAUGUAAUACCUAAAUAGAUAUUUGUACAACAAACAGGUUGUAAGGAAAGUAGCGCAGCAGUUACACUGUGUGUGUGGUGUCCCAGGUCAGAGUGACCCUGUACAUCAGAAGCAACCAAAUGUGUUUUAUGGCUCAGCACAAAACAUAUAACACACACACACCAAGGCUAUUUAAACUACACUCCAUAUGUUUGUCUGGAGUUGCUCCUCAACUGUGUCACUUAUCCCUGUGACAAAUAAAUUCUGCAAGGCUGUAUUGAC
Molecule: messenger RNA, 2748 nt
Organism: Mugil cephalus (flathead mullet)
Lineage: Eukaryota; Metazoa; Chordata; Actinopteri; Mugiliformes; Mugilidae
Gene: ttll12
Product: tubulin tyrosine ligase-like family, member 12
Exons: 14
Coding region: 39-1940 (633 amino acids)
Biological process (GO): protein modification process
Source: RefSeq, a predicted model, not a curated record